AUGGCGACAGUACACACACAAGGCCAGGACCACGACAGAAUACUGUCAGCUGAUGGCGAGGGACAGUCUGAUACAAACACCCUCCACCUCACAAUGCCGCCCAACACUGCGCGGACAGCAAAGGACGAUGAGACCUCGGCUGCCCAGAAAAUGUUGUCUGCUGUGACCGGCAGCAUCUUGACCUCAUUGCUUGUAACACCCCUAGACGUCGUCCGCGUACGACUACAAUCCUCCUCCCCAAGUCCGUCCCCCUCUGCACGAUUACCUGCCUUCGUCCAAUUGCCUCCCAAUCUCGGUGUCACUGCCUGUUGUCGCGAGGUCUUCUGGGUGCAAAACCAGUCACAAUUCUGCGUUGCUUCACCUGCAGUCAUCGAUGAAAGGGUCAUCUCUGACUGUGCGGCAGAAGAGACUCAACGCAAGACAUUCAACUCCACCCUCGAUGGGAUCCGGAAGAUCGCUAGAAACGAAGGCAUCUGCACACUAUGGCGAGGACUCAGCCCGACCCUGCUGAUGAGCAUACCCGCAAACGUCAUAUACUUUGCUGGAUACGAUUGGCUGAGGCAUAGUCAGAGGAGUCCGAUGAAGGAUCAUGUUAGUGAUGCGUAUGCGCCGUUGGUGGCAGGAAGUGUAGCAAGAGUGCUGGCAGCCAUUGCUGUCAGUCCGAUUGAGAUGUUGAGGACGAGGAUGCAAGCGACACAGUCGUCGGAAAAGAAUGUCAUGCGCGCGACAAUGUCUGGUCUGCAAGAGAUGGUUUCAUCACAGGGAUACGCCUCGUUGUGGCGCGGCUUGAGCCUUACACUCUGGAGAGAUGUACCAUUCUCAGCCUUGUACUGGUGGGGUUAUGAAUGGGGACGCAAGCGAUUGGACCAGAACCGGGCACACAGCGCAGUCUUCUCUGGCAAGGACGGAUCCCACUACCAAUUACUGCUGGACUCUUUCAUCGCUGGAGCUGGAGCAGGAGGUGUCGCAGCGCUUGUCACAACACCAUUCGAUGUCGGCAAGACCCGGCAGCAGACUGUCAUCAACUCGACCAUGUCCGCAGAGAAGAGACGGAACCUGCCAGAAGGACGAACAAUGCCACGCUUUCUUUGGCACAUCUACAAGACCCAAGGCACAUCUGGACUCUUCAAAGGCUGGGCAGCCCGAUGUUUGAAGGUCGCGCCGGCUUGCGCCAUCAUGAUCUCGAGUUAUGAGAUCGGUAAGAAGAUGGCCGUGACGGUGAAUGAUAAGAAGCAUCAAGGGUUGGAAGACUGA
This is a messenger RNA of Fulvia fulva, 1254 nucleotides long. RefSeq names its product Mitochondrial carrier protein MTM1. The record is from RefSeq and is a predicted model, not a curated record. Gene Ontology annotation, biological process: mitochondrial transmembrane transport. NCBI's taxonomy places the organism in Eukaryota, Fungi, Ascomycota, Dothideomycetes, Mycosphaerellales, Mycosphaerellaceae. The transcript is spliced from 2 exons. The coding region runs from base 1 to 1254 and encodes 417 amino acids.